Alternaria atra is the source of this 1980-nucleotide messenger RNA. RefSeq lists its product as uncharacterized. The record is from RefSeq and is a predicted model, not a curated record. Gene Ontology annotation, molecular function: DNA helicase activity; double-stranded DNA binding; telomeric repeat DNA binding. Lineage: Eukaryota; Fungi; Ascomycota; Dothideomycetes; Pleosporales; Pleosporaceae. The transcript is spliced from 2 exons. The coding region runs from base 1 to 1980 and encodes 659 amino acids. Gene Ontology annotation, cellular component: nucleus; Ku70:Ku80 complex. Gene Ontology annotation, biological process: double-strand break repair via nonhomologous end joining; telomere maintenance; cellular response to gamma radiation.
AUGGCGGCACCACAGGAGCAUCGGCCAGGCGAAGAAGAGGAGGAAGAGGAGGAGAUUGAUGAUUCUAGCUACAAGACAAUCAAGGAUGCUAUUCUCUUUGCGAUCGACGUUAGUCCAACCAUGCUUGAGAAACCACCCAAGUCAGAAGACAAGAAAGCCGAACGCGACUCCCCAACAUCUGCUGCGUUGAAAUGCGCCUAUCAGCUGAUGCAGCAGCGCAUCAUUUCCAACCCAAACGACAUGAUGGGCAUAUUGCUAUUUGGCACCGAGAAGACGGACCUAAAGGAUGGUGAUAGCACGUUCCAGAACUGCUAUCUGCUUGCAGAUCUUGACGUACCGUCAGCUCAGGACGUCAAAAGACUAAGGGACAUGGUUGAGAAUGAAGAGGAAGCCGAAGAGAUAUUAAAGCCAGCCAAGGAUGGUGCCAGUAUAGCCACGGUGCUGUUCUGUGCAAACCAGAUCUUCACCACAAAGGCGCCUAACUUCUCGUCGAGACGCCUGUUCUUAGUCACAGACAACGACUACCCGAUCAAGGUAAAGGUAGACAAAGAUACGGCAGUCACUCGAGCACGCGACUUGUACGACCUUGGUUGUACUAUUGAUCUCUUCCCUAUAUCACAACCAGAUCAUACCUUCGAUCGAUCGCGCUUUUAUGAUGACCUCGUAUAUCCAACAUCACCAUCUGACCCCGACGGGCCCGUCGCUAUACCAUCAACCACCAAAGUUGCAAAGAGUGGCGAAGGCAUAUCUCUCCUCAAGCAGCUCAUUUCCUCCAUUAAUUCCAAAGCCACACCCCGUCGCGCUCUAUUCUCUUUACCCAUGGAGCUUGGUCCUGAUCUCCGCAUUGGGGUAAAGGGCUACAUCCUCAUCAAGCGUCAGGAACAUGUCAAGUCGUGUUACGUCUGGGUUGGAGGUGAAAGGCCACAGAUCGCGACAUCCUCAACCACACAAAUGGCAGACGACUCAGCCCGAGCCAUCGAGAAGACCGAGCUGCGAAAGGCGUACAAAUUCGGUGGGGACGCAAUCACCUUCACACCCGACGAGAUCACACAGAUACGGCAAUGCUUUGGCGAACCUGUGAUCCGGAUAAUUGGUUUCAAGCCUCUUUCAAGCGUCCCUAUAUGGGCCAAUACGAACAAAUCGACCUUCAUUUACCCCUCAGAAGCAGACUACAUCGGUUCCACUCGAGUCUUCUCAGCCUUACAGCAGAAGCUACUCAAGUCCCAGAAAAUGGGCUUGGUAUGGUUCAUCCCCCGUCGCAACGCUGCACCCACGCUCGCCGCCCUGAUACCUGGUGAAGAGGAGGUGAAUGAAGAAGGUGAGCAAUUGACGCCACCAGGCCUCUGGCUCAUACCCCUCCCCUUCGCAGACGACAUUCGGCAGUUCCCAACACCACCGGAGCAUCCCCUCAAGACCACCGAUGCGCUCACAGACAAGAUGCGGCUCAUCAUCGAGCAACUUCAACUACCCAAAGGCAUCUACGACCCAUCCAAGUACCCAAACCCGGACCUGCAAUGGUUCUACCGCAUACUACAAGCGCUCGCUCUCGAAGAAGAAUUACCCGUCCAACCCGAGGACAAAACCAUCCCUCGCUACAAACAAAUCGACAAGCGUUGCGGCGAGUACAUCGAAGACUAUGGCAAAGAGUUCGAAGAAGCAUAUGCACAGCAACACAAAUCCGCGCUUGCCCACCGUGCUAAACCCACGGCGAAGAAACGCACAGGUGGCGGUGCAGACGGUGAGGACAAGCCGGCGGCCAAAAGAGUCAAGAAAGAGUUGAAAGUCCAAGCAGAGGAUGGAGAAGAGGAAGAUGGUAUGAGUGAUCAGCAAAUGGCCGAUAUAAACAACAGUGGAAAGAUAAGUAAGCAGACAGUAGCGGUAUUGAAACAGUGGCUCAGCGCGAGGAAUCUGAGUACAGGUGGCAAGAAGGCAGAGCUCCUGGAGAGGGUACAAGAGUAUCUCGAUGGCAAAGGAUUGUGA